AACGAAAGCGUACCACGUGGGAGAUACAAAGAACAAACAUCCAGUUCGUUAUCUUCUUCUUUAGCUCUGGACAUUGUGCCUUUUCAAGUCUCUCUGUGUCAACAACUAUGGUUUCGAGCGGGGAGAAUUCGAAGGGUGCAGUGCCGAGCUUUAUGCCAAACUGCGUCUUGAUCUCUUCAUGGGUUGCUCAAAAUCCAUUUCUCAAACCUUUAAAGCCGAACAAUCUAGCAUCUCCAAAUUGUAUGAUACACGAGCUGCAUACAUCACUCACUUCUACCGCUGAUAAAUGCUUGAGGUUUCUUCACUUGUUUGCCUCUGAAAAUCCUAUUCUCAAGAGAAUAUUUUCCCUCCCUUCCGAUUUUAGCAACCAUCUCGCCCAGAUUCAAUGCAAGAACAAAUGCAAUGGAAAGUCUGUGUCUAAUCACAAGUUUGCUGCUAUCUUACCUGGCGAUUCAGUGGCAGGAGUUGUGGUGGCUAAUGGCAUUCUCAAUUUUCUCAACAUAUACAACACCCUGUUGAUUGUAAGGCUUGUUUUGACAUGGUUUCCUAACUCUCCUCCUGCCAUUGUUAGUCCUCUGAGCACUAUCUGUGAUCCUUACUUGAACAUAUUCCGCGGAAUCAUCCCACCGCUAGGAGGGACAUUGGAUCUCUCUCCAAUUCUAGCAUUCCUUGUUCUAAAUGCAUUUACUAGUACUGCUGCUGCACUUCCUGCUGAACUUCCAAAAACAAAUGCUUCUCAAGGAAGGUGUACACCCCAGACAAGCUUCAGUAAUCUUACUACAUCACAGAAGAAAUGGAUGAGAAGGCUCUAUGGGAAUAAGUCACAUAGCUCUAACUAAUGGUGCCGAUUAGGCCACUAUCAUCAUAGUCCUCUUUUAGGUAUACAGCUUAUGUAUUUUUAUUUUUUUGCGAUUUUCAAACUCUGGGCAGUCUUAUUCGGCUAAUGAUCGAUUCAGCUUGCUGAAUUAUAGAAAUUCUUUGUUCUUUUUUGUAUUAGUUCUACUAUAUUCUUUCAUGGUUAUGGCAUGAUGAAUAGCAUUCCUGUUGAUUUGAGUGA
Molecule: messenger RNA, 1057 nt
Organism: Jatropha curcas
Lineage: Eukaryota; Viridiplantae; Streptophyta; Magnoliopsida; Malpighiales; Euphorbiaceae
Gene: YLMG2
Product: YGGT family protein
Biological process (GO): chloroplast fission
Cellular component (GO): membrane
Source: RefSeq, a predicted model, not a curated record